CGACCGGGUUGACCAGCCAGGCAGGCUCGACUCAAGCCCGACCCCGCCGGCCGCCGCAAUGCCGCGAGCCCCACCUCCGCGGCCGUCGGAGGACGCGCGCCUCGCCGCCUACAAGCCCGGCGUCGACGUCGCCCGCUCGCGCCGCCGCCGCGAGGACCGCCUCCUCGCCGUCCGCCGCAGCAACCGCGAUGCCGGCCUCUUCAAGCGCCGCCGAGACGAACCCACUCCCACUCCCAUCCCGCCCGCGAGGGCCGCGACCCCCUCAUCUCAGGCCGAUGAUGUGCCCACCACCACCACCGCCACCUCUCCCCCUUCCUCUGCACCCUCUUCGCCCCCGUCCUCACCUCCCGCCGAAUCCGUUCCUCCGACUGCCGCCGACUCUGAGCUUGAAGGCCUAUCAGAAAUGGUGGAGAAGGUCUGGUCAGAUGAUACCACUAGUCAGUUAGAAGCCACGAUCCAAUUCAGGAGACUCCUUUCAGAUGAGAAGAACCCAACCGUGAUAAAAAUCAUCAGAGCAGAUGUCCUGCCAAGGUUUUCUGAUUUCCUCUCAAGACAUGAGCAUCCUCAGCUACAAAUGGAGGCGGCAUGGGUUCUUACCAACAUAGCUGCAUCUGACUAUACAUUGCUAGUUGCAGAAUGUGGUGCUGUUCCAAGGUUGGUCGAGCUCUUAGAAUCUGCAAAUGCUAAUAUCAGGCAUCAGGCUAUCUGGGCUCUUGGAAAUAUAGCUGCAGACGUGCCUACCUGCAGAGAGAUCGUCCUUGAUCAUGGUGCUGUGACACCAUUACUUGCCCAAUUUAGAGAAGGCAUGAAAGUUCCAGUUCUGAGGACUGCCACUUGGGCGUUGUCAAACCUUUGUUUUGGAAAAUUACCAGCUGAAGUGCAAGUGAAGCCAAUACUGGAUAUAAUCAGCCAGCUUAUUCAUUCAGUCGACGAAAAGAUACUGGGUGAUGCAUGCUGGGCUCUUUGUUAUAUAUGUGACGGUGUAUCUGACGGAAUUCAACAUGUGCUAGAUGCGGGUGCUUGCCCUCAACUUGUAAAUCUUUUGAUGCAUGCAUCAGCUAAUAUCCUGCUUCCUGUCAUUACGGUACUUGCGAGAAUCUCUUCUGGAGAUGAUGCUCAAGUGCAGGUCCUAGUAGAAAAUGACAUUCUUAAUUAUUUGGCCCCGUUGCUAGCACGAAAUUACCCAAAGAGCAUCAAGAAGCAAGCUUGUCUAAUUGUUUCUAAUAUCUCCACUGGCAGCAAGGAUAAUAUUCAGGCAGUAAUUGAUGCAGAUGUUAUAAGCCCUCUCAUUUUCCUAUUAAAGACCUCCGAGAAGGAUAUCAAGGAGGAAGCUGCUUGGGCUAUAUCAAAUGCUGCGUCUGGUGGUUCAAAUGAUCAAAUUCAAUAUUUGGUGAGUCGAGGAUGUUUGGAGCCACUCUGCAAUGUUCUCACUUACCAAGAUGCUGACCUAGUAUAUGCGUGCCUGGAAGGUCUUCAAAACAUACUUCAGGCGGGUGCAGUGGGGAAGCAGGGGCAGGGUUCCACGGUGAACCCGUAUGCACAGUUUAUUUUAGAAUGUGGGGGUUUGGAUAAACUGGAAGAUCUGCAGGAAGUCGACAAUGAUGCCAUUUACAAGUUAGUCAUGAAGUUGCUGGAGGGUUACUGGGACGAGGAAGUAAGUGAUGAUGACCCAAAUUUACCAACUUCAAAUGACUCUGCAGAGACCGUGGAGACGGCAUCUGAAGAUGCUGCGCAGCCAACAGAGCCAUCGGCCAGCCCAAAUGAAAGCGAAUGACUUGUAAUGCUUCCUUCCUGUAAGAUGUAACCAUCUGGAAUUUGAUCUUAAUUUCCCUUGUCCGGUGAAAAGAGAAUGAAGGCAUGACUGUUUUUUGGGGCAAGAUUUUCUCGCUGUAAACAGUGUGAGACUAAACAGUGGAUGAAAAGACCUGAGAUACUCUCAUCUCUACUACUACCAAGAGUCCAAGACCAACACAACCAUAUCAGGGUACUGUACUUACCUGCACAAUUGUCGUCAGCAGAGGCUAGUGGCACAAUCUAGUUUUGGUUCGUGUUGCAUGCAUCAUGGCAAGUUGCCAACCUCAUGGCUAAGCAAGAUAUGAUCAACUUAUGACUUGUUAGGAGCGAUACGUUUCGCUCAAAAACCAUCAAUUCCGUUCAUACACUACGUGUUGGCUUCCAUCAAUCGCUAUCCAAGAUAUCUGAGUUUGUACGACCGUAAUCAGUAAACCUGCAUCUCUCUCGAUCCAAGUCAAUUGAAGCGAUCGAAGUCAAUUGAAGCAAAUAUAGUAGGCACACAAAAAUAUACAGCCUCAAUCAUGUUUGUUUAAUUUACCGACGUGGUCGAUAUUAAUGUAUGUAAAUUCUAAGUGUGUAUCUGAAUUUUUUAAGUGUCACCUUCAACAACACUGGGUUGAUGGAAGCUAACCAAACCGAAAGCUAAGCUCGUCGUUCACCUCGUGCUUCAAUUCGAUCGAUCUUGCUUGAUUCAA
Molecule: messenger RNA, 2489 nt
Organism: Oryza sativa Japonica Group (Japanese rice)
Lineage: Eukaryota; Viridiplantae; Streptophyta; Magnoliopsida; Poales; Poaceae
Product: importin subunit alpha-4
Biological process (GO): NLS-bearing protein import into nucleus
Cellular component (GO): cytoplasm; nucleus
Molecular function (GO): protein binding; nuclear import signal receptor activity
Source: RefSeq, a predicted model, not a curated record